Molecule: messenger RNA, 771 nt
Organism: Leptosia nina
Lineage: Eukaryota; Metazoa; Arthropoda; Insecta; Lepidoptera; Pieridae
Source: the annotation of a GenBank genome assembly
AUGUAUCCAAGUUUUAUUUUCUUCUAUCUUAUUUCGUACGUAAGUUCCUCAUUAUGCAAGAAUUUGGAAGGAAAAGUGGUAGGGGGGGAAUACGCGGCGAUUAAGAAUUUCCCCCACGUUGCAUUCCUGGAGAUAGAUGUGGAAGGUGCUAAGUUCAUAUGUGGAUCGUCUAUUUUGAACCAAGUGCUGCUGGUCACAGCCGCUCACUGUUUUGAAGCGAUUACUAAAGAUAGCUACAUAGGCGUGUACGCCGGUCAUCAUGAUGUUUUUAAGGUGACCUUAGUGAGAUCAGCGAAGGCAGUGUACAGACAUAAAUCAUACGAUAGUGAUACCAUAGUAAAUGACAUUGCCCUGGUAAAAUUGAAGGAAGCAUUACCUUUGGGAAACCUUAUAAAACGCGUUAUCUUGCGACCAAGCACGCCUAAGGAUGGCGAAGAAAUAUUGGCUGGUUGGGGAGCUAUUAACGCCCAAAUGAGUGAAUUUGAUUACAAAUUGAAAAGUGUUUCGCAAAAAUUGAGAAGUAAGGAUUCUUGCUCCCGUAUUGGAUCCCUUCAUCCGGGGAUGAUUUGCGCGGGAAGUUUUGACCCUAAAAUGGCGAGGCCUUCAAAAGGAGACUCAGGCAGUGGAUUGGUUAGCAAAGACUACCAGAUAGUGGGUUUGGUGUCACAUUUGGUUAAUGCUUACCCUGCAAUUAUAGUCUAUACAAAUGUGUCCUACUACUAUACAUGGGUUCACGAUAAAGCAGAGAAGAUAUUAUGCCCAAUAGAUUGA